AUGGAGAACUAUUCUGUAGUUGAACUAGUGGGUGAGGGGUCGUUUGGCAAGGUUUACAAAGCAAGGCGGAAGGGUACGGGCCAUGUUGUAGCGAUGAAGUUUAUCUUGAAGAAAGGGAAAAAUGAUAAGGAGCUUCUCAACCUUCGCAGUGAAAUUGAGAUCAUGACAAAGCUGAACCAUGAUAACAUCAUUACUCUGUUUGAGGCAUUUGAAACACAACAAGAAUUUGUUGUGGUGAUGGAAUACGCCCAAGGCGAACUGUUUGAAAUACUAGAGGAUGACAAAAAGCUACCAGAAGACGUUGUCCAGCGUAUAGCGAAACAGCUGGUGCAGGCACUUCAUUACUUGCAUUCGAAUCGUAUCAUGCACCGUGACAUGAAGCCUCAGAAUAUUCUUAUAGGGCAAAAUGGCUCCGUGAAGCUGGCAGAUUUUGGUUUUGCCAGAUCUAUGAGCUAUAACACAAUGGUGCUCACCAGUAUUAAAGGUACACCUCUUUACAUGGCACCAGAAUUAGUACAAGAGCAACCGUAUAAUCACUGUGCUGACUUAUGGUCUCUUGGCUGCAUUCUGUACGAGCUGUUCUAUGGCAAACCACCAUUCUACACAAAUCACCUCUACAAACUGAUCAAUCAAAUCGUCAACGAUCCUGUUAAGUUUGAGGAGCCUAUAUCGCCGGACUUUAAAUCCUUGUUGAAAGGCCUUUUGACGAAAUCUUUUUCAGCGAGAUUAAAUUGGCCUCAUUUGCUGAAUCAUCCAUUUGUUGCUAUCGCGGAAGAGGAUAGAAAAUGGCAGACACCAAUUAAACAGCAUGACGUGGUGAUGAAGGAACGCAUGGAGCGAUUAGAGUGUUUUCGGCCCCACGCUCAACCAAACCGCGUUCAAAACUCUACUACGGGGCAUACAACUCAUUCUCCUAAACUCUUACAUGAAAGUCCGUUGAACUCUAAAGAGAGUGAGUUGUUUAGUCCUUCUUCGAUCGAACAAGUUUCUUCCUCAACAAAUACUAAUGAAGUGAUCGAAUACUUCAGAGGUGUAGUGGCUUCCGCUGAAAAGUUAACGUCAUCCCCGGCAGAGAGUGCUGCUUUAUUAGAACGGAUCCCGCAUUUAGGCAUUAUACGUUUUGCACUGAAACGUCUCAAUGAUAAACAGCCUGUAGAAAUAGUUCCUCACGCCGUGAGGCUCAUUCGAACGCUGGUUUUUCCAGAAAAGGGAACUGUUUUCCCAUUCCCUUCGCAACAUCCACAACAAGAGACAUUGAAUGCUUUACAACAACGUAGUGAAUUGCCACCAGUUGACCUCCUUAUACGCCAACAAGUUGCGAUGGAGCUUAUUGAGAAACCUCAGGAGGCACUGAACUUUAUAGUUCGGGAGGUGAUGGAAAAUAGAAAUGAUCUUCGUGAAGAGUGCGUGAAGAUCAUCUAUCAAUGUGUUCGAUGGGGAACUGGAUUUGGACCUGUGCUAACGCAGCUGAAGACGUUUUCCGCUUUUUGGGCAUCUUUGAUUGAUUCUGUAACGGAGAAAACAGUAGCGGAGGGAAGCCGUUUUCAGUCGUACGCCGCUAUUGCGUUUCAUACAGUUUCUGCGUUGGUUCCACACAUAAAAUUGUCUUCUCCAGAUCAGAUAAACGCACAUAAAGUCUCUGCUUUCGUCUCUACAGGGUUAUCGGCUGUAUGCUACUACGAUUCGUCCAAUGGUGCUGGAAACGUUACUGCUCUUAACUCUGCCGCCGCUGCCGCUCUUUUGGUUGCUUUUGUUCAUCGUGAAAUGAAAGACACUAUUGUUUUUGAACCGGAUGCCGUUUUAAUGGAUGGCCUUUGCGCAGUCGUGGAGGGAGUGAGGGGAGUCGCAGACCGGAUGGUGGUGCCGCGUGCUCUUGGGACAAGCUACGGUUAUGCGGACUAUGGGCUAUUAGACGGUGUUGCGCACAUGCUCUCAGUUGUGUUUUCAGAUCCCAAGUCUAUUGUCUAUCGGCAGUCUACAAAUUCGGCAACGCGAUCAUUUCUUGAUAGCGAUCCGAAAGGUUUACUUCGCAUGGCUAUUGGAUUGCUUCGUGAUAGCGAUCCCAAGGUGGAGUUGUCACCAAGUGGUGUCUUGGCAGCAAUUCGUUGUGUUCAACAGGCUCUUCAGUAUCAACAAGAGAAGGCUCAAUCGAUGAGCUUUCUUAUGGAUUGUGUAGAACCGUCCAAUGGGGACAAUAGUGGCCCAAUUUCCGUGAUUGCUGUUGUUUGUCGUCAAUUACGAACGAACUAUCUUAAGCAGCUUCGAUUAUGGCCGGAGUGUAGAGGGGGAGGAACUAUGGGCGUAAAUGCCCAUCUGACAAUAGUUAUCCAGAUUUUAUUGGCAACGUUUCAACCAGCAAAGCAUGGCUCUGGCGCCGAUGAUGCGACCAUAAAUGCCAUACAGCAAAUACUUUAUAAAGAAGGUCUUAUGGAAAUGCUUAUUUCUGCUCUUGACUACACAAAGGUGGCAUUUUGGGGACCACCGUUUACAGUCAUCACCAAGUUAGCGAUGGGAUCUCCGCUUUUCGCUAAAGCGUUUGUGGACGGAGGUGGAUUGCAUCCCGAACGAAUGAAAAAGGUCCUAGAUUCGAAGAAAGCAAGUACCGGUCUCGUUUCCGAUGGACUAAAUUUGCUUUCCCAGUUAGCUCGUCUGUCCAAUGAUUUUUAUCCUCCUAUUCAUAGUGCGAAUAUGUACGAUAUCUUCCUAGAGCUCCUUCGGCACAGGGACAGUGGUAUUCGGGGAAAGAUGUGCAACCUCCUUGGGAAUUUGUGCAAACACUCACCAUAUUUCUAUGAACCGUUGGCAAAACAUGGAAUAAUUGAGGGACUUGUCGAGAGGUGUAGCGAUGAAGAUUCCACAACGCAAAAAUUUGCUGCUUUUGCAGCUGGAAACGCUGCCUUCCACAGCGACAUUCUAUAUGAAUUGCUCAGGCCAUCGAUUCCAGUCAUAGUGAAACUUUUGUAUAGUGGUGAUGAGAAGACGAGGCAAAAUGCUGCGGGCGCAGUAAGCAACUUUGUGCGCAACGGAGGCUCGCUUACCUCUGCGCUGAUGAAGGACAACGCUGUUGAGGCCCUCCUACGGAUACUCAAAAAGGAUAAGGUAGGACUGAGGAAAAUUGCCCUCAUCACUAUUGGUUCGUUUUGUGCGUAUGAGGAAUGUAAGGCUAGGUUUCUAGCAUUGGGACUGGAGGAUGCUAUGAAACAGCUUGAACAGAGUGGUGCUUUUGAAGCCGAACCCUCGAUUGCGAAGUACGUUGCAAGGAUUAAACAACGAAUUGGCGCUCCGUGA
Molecule: messenger RNA, 3288 nt
Organism: Trypanosoma grayi
Lineage: Eukaryota; Euglenozoa; Kinetoplastea; Trypanosomatida; Trypanosomatidae
Product: protein kinase
Exons: 1
Coding region: 1-3288 (1095 amino acids)
Biological process (GO): protein phosphorylation
Cellular component (GO): cytoplasm
Molecular function (GO): protein binding; ATP binding; protein kinase activity
Source: RefSeq, a predicted model, not a curated record